This is a messenger RNA of Anopheles stephensi (Asian malaria mosquito), 1495 nucleotides long. Its product is annotated as ficolin-2-like. Bases 220 to 1362 code for a protein of 380 amino acids. NCBI's taxonomy places the organism in Eukaryota, Metazoa, Arthropoda, Insecta, Diptera, Culicidae. The record is from RefSeq and is a predicted model, not a curated record. The transcript has 4 exons.
UUCGCGUGAACGACCUAAAGUAGCAAACAUACCCCCUGGUUAACCUCCCCGGUUCAAGGUCAACGCAUCUUAAUUCUUCUUGCAAUAUUAUUGUUCAGAUCGAGGAAUCCCCCAAUCUGGUUCUGGAAGUUAAAGGCGGACGUUUGGCGUUGCCUCGGAUCAGUUCAUUACAAGUCGUGUAGCGAUCCGGUUCUGUUUACUCAUCAGGGCUCUGUAAGCAUGGCGCUAAAGGUGGCAUUGUGCUUUUUGUGUGUGUUCUUUGUUCCUGUUCUGGGUGAUGAGGGCUGUUUGAAGCUGGGUGAAAAUUUCAUGUCCAAACUAAGCAUGGAGAUUGCAGUUAUGGAGAAAGGGAUCAUGGAGCUUUCCGCCUUCACAAAGGAUGUUGUGUGGAAUUCGCUGCAAAUGGAGAUGCGGCUGCGUACGAUGAAGAUGGAGAUGGAAACGUUUCGACAGGCUUCAUUGGCGGCUAGUAGAACAGAAACAGUGUCAGAACCAAGCUCGAGCUCGAGCGCUGCAGCCACGGCAACAGCUUCAGCUUCCGCCAUGGCACAAGCAUCAGCUGCUGCUGGCGCACCAUCCAAGGAGCUGUCUUCAAACGCUCCCACAGCCUCAAGCACAUGCAGCCUGCAGCAGAUGCUCCUGGAUCAGUUUAAGGGGAACGUAUUGAUUGAAAUCAAAGCCGCUCCAUCGGCGGAAGAGGCAACGCCGAUGGUUCAGGAAAAAGCUACCAAAAUAGGUGAGCUAACGUCAUGCGCGAAUGCAAACAAAACCGGCAUCUAUCGGUUAAAACUGUCUGCGAACGUGUCGAUGGACGUGCUGUGCGAUGCAGAGUUCGAUAAGGGUGGAUGGGUUGUGAUACAGCAUCGUUUCAAUGGAACAGAAGAAUUCUACCGUAACUGGACCGACUACGAGAACGGAUUUGGAACGUUAGAUGAAGAGUUUUGGUUGGGAAAUGAGAAAAUCUACCAGCUUACUGCUGAAAAGCCUCGUGAAAUCGCUUUCGUAAUGGAGGAUUUCGAAGGCAACAAAGGAAUAGCGCGUUAUGCCUCGUUCAAGCUCGGUGAUAAAACCGAAAAGUAUACGCUGAAAAGCCUUGGAUCGUUCAGUGGAACAGCGGGAGACUCGUUGUCGCGUAAUGUAGGAUCGAAGUUUAGCACGUACGAUAUGGAUAACGAUCGGUCCUCCAGUCACUGUGCGCUCCUGUACGUCGGUGGCUGGUGGUACGACGAUUGCCAUCUGUCGAAUCUGAACGGCAAGUACAUGAAGGGCACUUCCACUGUUUAUGCAAAAUCUAUGUGCUGGAGCUCGUUCAAAGGAUUUUAUUACUCACUUAAAACAUCACGCAUUAUGGUACGGUUCUGAAAGGGAGGUGACGCAAAUCAAUGCUAUGGGUUACUUGAAGCAACAACAACAACGAUAUAUUUCUUUUUCCUCGGUGAAAUAAAUUUGCCUUGAUAUAAGUAUAAAUGAUUGUAUAACUUGCUACAAAACCAUA